This is a messenger RNA of Diaporthe amygdali, 675 nucleotides long. RefSeq lists its product as uncharacterized. The coding region runs from base 1 to 675 and encodes 224 amino acids. The record is from RefSeq and is a predicted model, not a curated record. Lineage: Eukaryota; Fungi; Ascomycota; Sordariomycetes; Diaporthales; Diaporthaceae. The transcript has 2 exons.
AUGAUGCUGUGCCAGAACAGACAAGAAGACGUCUCAUUUCUGAUGGGCGCAUCGUCCGGCCUUCCAUCACAGUGCUUCUUCGACACUAUACUAGCACCACUACCAACAUGGGUCUUCAUACUCGCCCUACCAGCCGUGGGACUCAUUCGCACCAAAGUACCAUCCACACAGGUCCUCCACGCCAACGUGCGCCGUGCCUGGAUCCGCACCGCCACACUGUCUCUGUACUACUUCUGCAUAUUCGCCAUCGUCCUGAUGGAGUCCAUCGAGGUCGGCCGUCUGGCCGCAGCAGAUCUUGGUGUCGGGCUACUGCCAUUCAUCUACGUCGCGUGCGCCCUGGCCGUGGUCACGUGCGCAGCUGAUACAAAGAUCGCUCGCGCUCUAGGAUGGGAUCGUGGGUGGUGGCAGGAAGCAACGGCACUAUUUUGCGCCAUGAGUGGCAUCAUCACUACGGUCAAGACGAUCGCCGUGGAGGCGCUCGACGGUGCGAGUCGCUUGCACACAGCGUAUCCCGUGAGCGACCAGUUUACGGACCUUGUUGUCCUGGCGGUGCUCUACUUUGUACUCUUGCUGGUUGUGGUGGCCAUGAAGUACUUUGUCAGGCCGAGGGACCGAGCUAGUCGGGCUUCAAUGGCCAGUGAUAUCGAGGAAGUCGAACUCACUAUGAAGGAAUGA